AUGAAUGAGGUCUCUAAGCGCCGCAGGUGGCAGAUGACAGAGCUAGACAUUGGCCCGUACAACACCGAGGGAUACUCAACCCUUGACCAUCGUCUCUCGUGGCUUGCGCUGAGAGUGAGUCAUGUUCUGUCGAGAGAUAUAAUUGCAGUCUCAAGCACCCGGCGCAUCCCCGGGAGCUCGGUCUGGAGAGCGUCUCCACUCGCCUCCAGCGCCCUGCCCAUCGCCCAUUGGCCCGUGGCAGCUCAGCGUCGUCGGUGGAUCCUCCCCCGGCGAUCGGCCCCCCGAUUUUUCCGAUUUGACCCGCGCGAUCAGGGCCGUUGCCGGGGCAAUGGUGGCUGGUUACCAUGGAAGCUGACGGCGGGAUCCGAACCCGAUAAGCAGGCGGCUGAUGAGAAUGGAGUUCAUGGACUCUGGAGCUGGAAAGAGGAGAUCGGAGACAGUGAGGGGGAGAGAUUAGCGAGGUGGCUGGCCAACCCUCUCUUUUCAUGUGAGAAUGGCUGGGAUGAGGAGGAACCUGAGAGUGGUGGUGGACGGCUGGCGGACGCAGCGGGAUCUCGUACUAUUGUUGUUCCUUCGUUCACGGUUGGACAUUAUCUGGACACGUUCACCCAGAUCAGACAACAUCAGUCCAGGAUCUCCAGAAGUCUGGGCUAUGCUGCGAUGGUGGACGUGUACGAUACACCCGACCAGCGUAUGUACACCGAGCCACCGUUUCUUCAGCAUUCGAGAAGAGACGCCGCAAAGUCAGUCAAUCUGGACUUUGACGCCCGCGUCCCCAUCCCCUUCAGUGUCUUCCCGUCGUCGUACCGGAGUGACGCUGUCUCUGAAACUACUCACACGAGAGUAGAGGGAGAAGUUCAACUCGAUCACACUUCGCACGGCGAACGGGAAGAUACUCGAGUCGCUGCCCCUCUCCCCGACCCUCGUGUCCAAGGAAAGGAAGAAGUCGAUAUCCGCAUUCACCAGCGAGAGCAUCACCAUCCUCCUCCUCCCCAGCACUCGAUCCCUCAGGUUCCUCACGACGAGUCGCCUCGCUACGAAUCCGCUCCUCGUUACGAACCUUCUCACUACGAGUCCCACGAAUCUCGCAACUACGGUGCCGAGGUUGAAUUGACCCGUGAACGUUACCCCAACUAUCGCGAAUCCUCUGUCCGCUUCGAGGAACGCCCCCAGGUUUACGAUCAAGUCGUCGAGGAUCAACUCGACAUCACUGAGAGAGAGUACCGUCGUCGGACCUCUCCCACUUACGAAGUCGACGUCUCUUACGACCGUCGCUACCAGGACCCGUCUACCGCGUCCCAGUACCAGCCUUCCUACCCCGUCGACGUUUCGUACGAUCGCUCUUACCAGCCGCAGUCCGCAUCCGCGUACCAAGGCCCUGAGUAUUCUCGUCGUGAAGUAGAGGUCUACCGCCCUUCUUCCAUCUCAUCUCCCCCUUCCUCCUCUUACUCUGCUCCUCCCAAGACCUUCAAGGUCGAGAAAACUACCGUCCGUCAAGUCUCUCCCGCCUCCCGCACCAACCGCAAGAUGGGUUACUACGACGACGAAGGUCACUACCACUCCUUCCGCCGUGGCGUGGAGCGUGCCGCGGACCGUGUCCUGCACCCCUUCCACCACCACGACCGCGAGGAGGUCGUCGCGACCGAGGGUGGCCCUGCUCGCUUCAGCGAGGGUGUCCGUGAGGAUGUCCGCAUUGUGGAGCCCCGCAACCGUGCCGUCCCCGGCGAGACUGUCCCCAUCCCCUGCCACUUUGUUCGUGUUGGAGACAUCCUCAUCCUCCAGGGUCGUCCCUGCCAGGUGAUUCGCAUCACCGUCUCCCCCCAGACCGGUCAGCACCGCUACCUGGGUGUGGACCUGUUCACCCGUCAGCUCCACGAGGAGUCCAGCUUCGUCUCCAACCCCUCCCCCUCGGUGGUGGUCCAGACCAUGCUCGGCCCCGUCUACAAGACCUACCGCAUUCUCGACCUCCGUGAUGACGGUAAGCUGGUGGCCAUGACCGAGACUGGCGAUGUCAAGCAAGGUCUGCCCGUGGUUUCCCAGGGCCAGGUCUUCAAGCGCAUCCGUGAAGCCUUUGCUGACGGCCGUGGCUCCGUCCGUGCCCUUGUCAUCAACGACGGUGGCCGUGAGCUCGUUGUCGACUUCAAGGUCAUCCACGGUUCCCGUCUGUAA
Messenger RNA from Penicillium oxalicum, 2169 nucleotides. RefSeq names its product putative Woronin body protein HexA (gene hexA). The record is from RefSeq and is a predicted model, not a curated record. The transcript has 6 exons. Gene Ontology annotation, molecular function: RNA binding; translation elongation factor activity; ribosome binding. Gene Ontology annotation, biological process: positive regulation of translational elongation. Lineage: Eukaryota; Fungi; Ascomycota; Eurotiomycetes; Eurotiales; Aspergillaceae. Bases 1 to 2169 code for a protein of 722 amino acids.